Thamnophis elegans (Western terrestrial garter snake) is the source of this 6261-nucleotide messenger RNA. Its product is annotated as zinc metalloproteinase-disintegrin-like ohanin. The record is from RefSeq and is a predicted model, not a curated record. Gene Ontology annotation, biological process: proteolysis. NCBI's taxonomy places the organism in Eukaryota, Metazoa, Chordata, Lepidosauria, Squamata, Natricidae. The transcript has 25 exons. Bases 92 to 2557 code for a protein of 821 amino acids. Gene Ontology annotation, molecular function: metalloendopeptidase activity. Gene Ontology annotation, cellular component: plasma membrane.
ACUCGCUUCUCACAGUCAAAAGGAGAACUGCUCAGGUUGGCUAGAAAGCAGAAAGAAAUCUCUUGUCCACCAGCCAAAUUCAGGAUCCAUAAUGAUCCAAGCCCUCCUGGUUACAAUAUGCUUAACAAUGUUUUCAUUCCAAGUGAGCUCUACAAAGGAUUCCUGGAAGGUUAAAGAUUAUGAAGUAGUGUAUCCACAAAAAGUCCAUGCAUUGCACAGAAGAGACGUGGGAGAAGCUCAGAAACCUGACCAAAAAACUACAUAUGAUGAUACCAUGCAAUAUGAAUUUAAAGUGAAUGGAGAGCCAGUGGUUCUUCACCUAGAAAAAAAUAAGGAACUUUUUUCCAAAGAUUACACCGAGACUCAUUAUUCCCCAGAUGGCAGAGAAAUUACAACAAGCCCUUUGGUUGAGGAUCACUGCUACUAUAGCGGGCACAUCCAGAAUGAUACUGACUCAACUGCAAGCAUUAAUGCGUGCCAUGGUUUGAAAGGGUAUUUCAAGAAUCAGGGUGAGAAGUACCUUAUUGAACCUAUGAAGCUUUCUGACAGUGAAGCCCAUGCAGUCUACAAAUAUGAAAAUCUGGAAGAAGAGGAUGACACCCCCAAAAUCUGUGGGGUAACCAAUACUACUUGGGACUCAGAUGAGCCCCUCACAAAGACCUCUCGGAUGAGCAUGAAUAUUGAAAAAAAGGAAUACUUGCAGGCCAGAAAAUAUGUUGAGUUUUAUGUAGCGGCAGACAACAGAGUGUUCAGGAAGUACAACCGGAACAUCACAGAAACAAGGCUGAGAAUAUUUGAUAUGGUCAACUAUAUAAAUACGGUUUACAAAGUUCUGAAAAUUCACAUAGCGUUUAUUGGCUUAGAAAUUUGGUCCGAUGCAGACAAGAUUGAGAUCAACGAAGCAGCAGGUGUCACUUUGAACCGCUUUUCAACGUGGAGAGAGUCUGUUUUGAAGAGGCGCAAAAAUAAUGAUAUUGCUCAGUUACUCACGGGUAUUGACUUCACUGGACCAACUGUAGGAUUGGCUUUCCUCGCUUCUAUGUGCAAUCCUUCAUUUUCUACAGGAGUUAUUCAGGAUCACGGAAGCAAUCCACUUGUUACUGGUUCAACAAUGGCCCAUGAGAUGGGUCAUAAUUUUGGCAUGGAGCAUGACUCAGAUCAGUGUAUUUGCAAGAGUGGCAGAUGCAUUAUGAGUGCCCAGCAAAGCUAUACCCCUCCCCAGGAGUUCAGUUCUUGCAGUUUACAGGACUUUCAGAAUUUUAUCUUGAAGAAAAGCCCACAAUGCAUCCUCAACAAACCCACCAGGAAAGAUAUAAUUUCACCUGCAAUUUGUGGGAAUGACUUCGUGGAGGAGGGAGAGGAAUGUGACUGUGGUUCUCCAGAGGAAUGUAAAAAUGAUUGCUGCGAUGCUGCAACUUGUAAACUGAACCCUGGAGCAAAGUGUGCAGAUGGAGAAUGUUGUGAGAAAUGUCAGUUUAAGAGAGGAGGAACAGUAUGCCGAACAAUGAAGCAUGACUGUGAUUUGCCUGAACUGUGCACUGGCCAGUCUGCCCAGUGUCCCUUGGAUCGCUUCAGUGUGAAUGGACGCCCAUGCCAAAACAACCAAGGUUACUGCUACAUGGGGAAGUGUCCCACCUUGGCAAACCAAUGUAUUGCUCUUUGGGGGCCAGAUGGAAAAGUGGGUGCAGAUUCAUGUUUUGCGGUCAACAGAAAAGGGGUUUAUUACGGCCACUGCAGAAAAGCAAAUGGUAGCUACAGUCCAUGUAAACCAAAGGCUCUAAAAUGUGGCAAGCUAUAUUGCACAGGUGGUACCCGUAUGCCCUCAGAUGGAAACCUGGUGGCUUUUUCCAACUGCAGAGGCAGUUUUGCAAAAGAAAAUGAAAUAGAGGUUGGACAGGUUCAUCCUGGAACAAAAUGUGGAGAAGGAAUGGUCUGCAACAACGGGGAGUGUGUUGAGAUAGAAACAGCCUACAGAUCUACUAACUGUUCACAGAAAUGCCCAGGACACUCUGUAUGUGACCAUGAACUGCAGUGCCAGUGCCAAGAAGGAACAACACCGCCUUACUGUGACCCUACAGGAAAUAAAAAUAUUAUCAUCAUCAUUGUUGUAACUGUGGUAUUAGUCUCAGUAGCCAUGGCCAUCCUCUUUGCAGUUCUCUUCCGCUGCUACAUUUUAAAGAAGAAACAAGGAGACAGCAGCAUUCACAAAAGUGCACCUGCAGCCACAAAUCCUUCUUUCUCUGGUCCAGAUCACAAGUGGAAACAGCAUCUUGGUCCAGUGUCCAAGGAUCCAGGGAUAAAUUCUUCCAGAUUUCUCCUCCCAAUUCCAUCCCAAUCAAAUACACCAGAAGUCCAUGUUAAAAUCCCAGAUGAACCAUUAAGACACAAAUAUGAAAAUGCCAGAAUGCCCAUUGUGAAACCAAAUAUCCCUCCACCUCCUGUUCCAAACAUAUAUCCAGCUAUGACAAAAAGAAUAAAUCCAGCUCCUUCUUCUCACCUUCAGUCUAAACCAGCUCCUCCUCCCCCUCCACCCCAGGCGCUGAAACCCACUAAAUAAUCUGAGGGUAUGAAACAAAACAAGAAUCAGAAACAAUGAAAAUUCUCUGAUUUCAAAGAAAACCUUUUCCAUUUUCUCAGUUUCCAUAUCUGCAAAGAACAACUGAAUGGUGAUUUCCUUCCACAAGUCUAAUGCUUCCUCUGCAGUGGGGAAGUUCUUUUUAACUUUGGGUACAGCAUCACCUGUAGUAAGGAUGGGAACUGAUAGGAAUAUCUUCAGAGUUCUUCCAUUAUAUCCUUGGAUAUCAAAUGGGGAGAUCCUAGUACAGUUGGGAUGAUUUUGUGAAUUGUGAACUGAGCCAAAAGAUGCAUAGAAGAAAAAAAUGCCUCCAUAGGAGAUUUAAACACCCAUCACUGCCAACUGUGGACCAAAUCAAAACUAAGGAAAUAUUUUUUUGAUGCUUGAAGCAAGUGGAAACAGAAACUGUCCUGCCUACUGAAUUUAUCACUUUAUUCUCUUGGAUUACAAAAUGACUUGCAUGAUGCCACCAGAUUCUUUGACAUAAGCAAAGGCUGAUCUCUUUGAACCUUCUCUCUACCUGUGCAAACAAAGAAGCAGAGAUGAGACUCAAGAACUCCAGUGCCUAUGGUUUAUUGCUCAAGGAUUUUUCAAUGUAUUCUGCGAACUUUUUCCACCAGAUUCUGCUCCUAUUUCCUAAGGCUACAUGUAAUCUUUAGCUUAAUUUAAAAAGCCAUAGGCAAGUGACCCUUUCAGGCUUCUAGUAGAGAUACUUAACCCUUUCAGGAUGUUGCUUGAGAGAAAAAGGAAUACUUAAAAAAAUACAAGAGAGAUACAGAAGUAGAAUUCCUGGUCCUUUUUGCCUCUGGUCAGCCUUGACCAGUUUACCUAGAACAUUUGCAGUGGAGUGGUCAAGAUAUUGAAUCUGAUCAUGCAAUUGAAGCUCUCCCCUUUUUACAUAUGUGCAUUAAAAGAGGAAGGGCAUUUAUGGCUUGGUUACAGCUUUCAUCUUUGUUUUUUCAUUUCCCUCUCCAUGGAUACCCCUGAGUAUAACUCUAAAGGAGUUGCUGUAAUCUGCAAUAGGCUUUCAUGCUGUCAAAAGCUUCUUCUACUGAUUUUUGCAGAUCAACCUUCUCAUAAAGGGAGUCAUGAACCAUCUUCAGGAAAAGAACCAAGCAAGGACCCAAUCAUUAAACAUUGAGCCACAUAUGUUCUUGAGUAUUUAAAAAGAAAGUGACAGAGAUAGAGACAGACAUAGACAUGAAGAUUUGAUAAAUCUAAAUGGUAGGAGGAAUUCAUUAUUAGCAUUUGAAUAGGCUGAGAUCUCCUUGGAGGUCAUUUUAAGUACUUUCUUUUUGUUACAUUACAAUUAAAAGAGACUUAAGUGCUUAGAUCUUUCAAGGAUAACAUUUUCAUUAAGCAUCCAAGUAGUUCAUGGGUUAAAAUGAUGGGAAAGGUUAGGAGGCAGGAUUGCAUAAAGCAAUACAAUGUUCUUUUUAAAAAAUGAUCUACUGUUUUAAAAAGUCAGUUGUGAGACUUAGGCAAAUAUCGGGAUAGAUGCAAUAGGAGCCAAAAAUGAAAUGUGAUUUGAAAAAAAUAGGUCAAGGAACAGAAUCAAAAGUAUAUACGGUAAUUUUGUUGAAUUUUGGGGGGUAUUUUUAGUUGUGUGUUAAGUAAGGCCACUUCUGAAAUCCUCCACAUCUAAAUUUUUUUCUGAGUUUGUAAGCUUUUGAAUGACUGAUCCUGUCUGUGAUUUUCCAUUGUAUUUUUGUGUGGAAGAGGAAGUGACACUGUUUGCUCAGUUUUCGCUCCAUUCAUAUUUCCCCCCUUCAUUUUGCACAUGAAAAAGAACACUGCAACAAGAAAGCAAACUUGAUACAUUUCUCCACAUCCAUCCACAUGAUUUUAUAUCUUGUUCUGCCUAUUGCAAGAAACACCCAAAAUGGGAAGGAAUUAUAAUGCACCUUCUUGGAGUACCACAAAGCUACUAUUUUGCAGUGCUUUUUACUGUUCAUUUUGCUCAACAGGGGGUGCAAAGGCAUCAAAGAAACUGAGGCAACCUGUACAUGUUUAGGAAAUGUCAGUUGAAUUGAAAUUUGAGAGGAAUGACAUGAAGAGCUGCCUUGAUUGUUGCAACUGGUGACUUAUAUUUCUCAGUAUGCUUACAGGAUUUCUAACACACUACAAAGAAGCAGAAGCUGAGAAAAAUAAUGUCAACUAAAUGAAUCAGAGACGGGAUGCACCUGUCUCUCAGUCUAAGUUGUAUAUACUUUGCACAUAUGGAAGACAUGACUGGGACAGCAUAAACCUGUGAUUUGAAUUUUCAACUUGAAGGCAAUUGAAUCAACUUUCCAACCAGAAUACCAGAAUAACAGAGUUGGAAGAGAUCUUGGAGGCCUUCUAGUCCAAACCCCUGCUUAAGCAAGAAAUGCUAUACCAUUCGAGGCAAUGGUUGUCCAAUCUCUUCUUAAAAACCUCCAAUGUUGGAGCACCCACAACUUUUGGAGGCAAGUUCUUCUACUAUUUAAUUGUCAGUUGGAUCUCUCCUUGUUUAGUUUCCAUCCAUUGCUUCUUGUCCUGCUUUCAGUGGCUUUGGAGAAUGAAUUUACCCCCUCUUCUCUGUGACAGUCUCUUAAAUAUCAUAUCACUCCUAGUUCUUCUUUUCAUUAAAUCUGAAUCAGAUUCAGACCAGAAUCUGAAAGUCAAGAAAAACUGAACAGUUUAAUUGAAUCUGGUACUUGCAAAAUGAUUUGAACAUGUAAAAAGCUUUUACAUACUUAAAAAGUCCCCUUUCCCCUAUUGAUUCUGAAAAAAUGUAAUUGAUCUUCUGAAUUGAAUUGAAAUUAGAUUUCAAGAUGUUUUCAAAAUAGCCUUCAGGUCUGAGUAGCAUCUCAUGUUUUGUCAAAUAAAGUUAUGUCAUCUUCAGAAAGACAAUAGAUUACAAUUACAACUAACUACAAUUUACAACAUACUGUAAAUAGCUUUCUAAGUUAGCACCUUCAAAGUAGUCAGAUAGAUUUGACAAUAUUAGAAUUUUCUAAGCAGCACAACCAUUGAUCAAGAUUUAAAAAGGCAUGGAGAGGCAAGCACUUGGCAUGAAAGCCAACAUUUCCUGAUGAACAAAAGAAACAAAUGGGCAUUUGUGAAGUGGGUGGGACGUUGUUCUACACUACAUGUCCUCUGCACCAGAAAUAGCCCAGUUUAACAUGUGGAAAUCUCCAUAAAAUGUGCCUUAUCUGUACUGAUUGUACCUGUUCCAUCACUUCUCUUCCAGUGGCAUUAUUUUAUUCUAGAGGAGGUGUGGGCAGGCUCUUUAAAUGUCAAAUGUAUUUUUUUUAAAAAAGAUGAAUUGCAAAGUCUUAAAAGAUUUCAACUUUUUACAUGUUCUUAUAUAUGAAUGCCAAAACAUUGCAUGCUCUCAACUGAAAUCCUGAAAUAUUUCAUUGUAGAACACUGACAUCUUGUGGAUUUUGGCAUACAUCUAGGAUUUUGGCUGUUUUAAUAGAAUUAAAUACAUUGUUUUUUUAAUUUUAGGCUUCCGUGUUUGCAUAAAUUACAUGUAGGAAACUUCAAAUUCAGUUUGGGAGUCAGGUAUAUAGAGAAUAUUCAUUUCUGUUAGGAGUGAGGGAGCAUAUAUCCUGUCCGGGUGACAGUUAUCACCAACCCUCCUUUUUCUGUGUCUAAAUUUAGCAAGAUUGAUUGCUAAAUCAGAAGAGAAAGGAUUAGGGAACUGGGACCAAAAUUUC